Molecule: messenger RNA, 1554 nt
Organism: Aphidius gifuensis
Lineage: Eukaryota; Metazoa; Arthropoda; Insecta; Hymenoptera; Braconidae
Exons: 4
Coding region: 1-1554 (517 amino acids)
Molecular function (GO): protein binding
Source: RefSeq, a predicted model, not a curated record
AUGGACACGCUUGAAUCUGAAAUAAAGAAAAGAGAACAAGUAAAUGAUCAUGCAAGGUUGUGGAAAAUCAAGCUUGAAGCUGCGCUGACUGGUGGAAUUUUCUUGAAGCGAAAUACUCCACCAAGUGAAAAUGGACCUAGGAAACUCAGUGUUAAUCCAGAACUUAAAUUCUUUCCAACAAUAACAAUAAAUUUAAAAGACAUUAACCUUUCUGCAUUAUACAAAAAAGAAGGAGAUGUAUAUUUUCAAGCACAAGAAUUUAUGAUGGCUCACAAAAGAUACACACAAUGUAUUACUCAUGUUCCUACUGGAAGUCAUUUACUUGCAUUUGGUUAUGCCAAUCGCAGUAUUGCAUUAUUCUAUAGUAAUUAUAUGAGUGAUUGUCUUAUUGAUAUUGAACGAGCAAUACAACAUGGUUAUCCCGAUGAAUUCAAAGCAGAAUUGUACAUGUGGAAAGCAAGUGCCAUGAAAGAACUUAAAAUGGAAAAAAAAUUAAUCAAAAAUACUGUUGCAGAAGCUCAUGCUGCAUUACCACCUUUAAAGUCAAGAAAUCCAAUAGUACCUGGAUUAUCCAACUCAGUUGGAUUAAUAUGCUCAGAAAAAUAUGGAAGGCAUGUUGUUGCGACUCAAGAUAUUAAAGCUGGUAUUGGCAUUCAAAAGCCAUAUGCAAGUGUUGUCAAGAUGAAUGUGAGGUACAAUGUAUGCUGGCAUUGUAAAAAACAAGCACAAGAUAAUUAUCAUGAUAUUGAGUGUCGUGUUUUGAGCCAAAUAAUGGCUUUUGGUGUGCAUCCACUUACAAAGGGUUUUAUCAAAGGCAAACUUGAUCCAACAAAAUUUGAAAGUGUUUAUGGUUUGUGUGAUCAAUCAUCAUCAUCAACAGCAAAUCACCAAUGUAUUACAUAUGUUGAUGCUAUUAUAAUGUCAUAUUCUCUUGGUAAGAGAAUUAAAUUUUUUCAAGAAAAUGGUGCAAUUGCGUUAUUGGCUUUUAUGAAGAAUAAAAAAAAUUUAGACCUUAUUAUGCUUGCCAAAAAAUUUAUAAAUGUAACACUAUUUAGUGCAUAUCAGUAUCCACUAUUUUGUGGACAAUCAGGAAAAGAUGUAUUAAUGGCAACAUUAGUAAUACCAAGUUUGAGUUUUUUCAAUCACAGUUGUUGUCCAAAUGCAAUACGUACUCAUCGUAAUGGAGAUUUAGCUAUUAUAGCCAUACGUCCAAUUAAAGAAGGUGAACAAGUAUUUGCUAAUUAUGGUGCUUUAUGGUUUUGUCAAGUUAAAGAAAUACGUCAUAAUCAUUUAGAACGUUUACAAUUUACAUGUAAUUGUGAAGCUUGUGAGGGAAAUUGGUCAAUACCUGAAGACCUUGAUCCAGGAGCCAUAAUUGAGAAUAAAAGUUUUACUCAUGGUGGUCCAUGUAUGAAUAAAGAACUUUUAGGAAUAAUUACUAAAUAUGACAAAGUCUGUUUCACAGCUAUAGAUCAUGUUCUAAAAAAUAAUCGACCAUAUCCUGUUGCCGGGGUUGUUACUGAACGCUUCCCUGUUGGUCCGUAUGGUAAAUGA